Molecule: messenger RNA, 2248 nt
Organism: Chiroxiphia lanceolata (lance-tailed manakin)
Lineage: Eukaryota; Metazoa; Chordata; Aves; Passeriformes; Pipridae
Gene: EXOG
Product: exo/endonuclease G
Exons: 6
Coding region: 87-1178 (363 amino acids)
Biological process (GO): apoptotic DNA fragmentation
Cellular component (GO): nucleus; mitochondrial inner membrane
Molecular function (GO): metal ion binding; single-stranded DNA endonuclease activity; 5'-3' exonuclease activity
Source: RefSeq, a predicted model, not a curated record
GCGGUGCCGCCCUGGCGGCGCCGGCAGGGGGCGCUGAGGGGACAGCGCGGCGCCCGCCCCUUCCCGCCGCCGCCGCCGCCGCCGCCAUGGCGGCCUUGCCCCGCCACCGCCGCUUCCUCGGCGGCUUCGUCUGCGGGGCCGCGGCCGGGGCCGCCGCGUCCUGCUGGGCUGCCUGGCGGCUCCUCCGCAGCCAGAGCCAGCCGGAGCCGGGCCCCGGGCGGGCCCCGGCAGAGGAACCAGUAGAAGAGGCUCUGCUGGAAAGAUAUGGAUUCCCUGAGGCUGGAACAGAAACCAGAUGUUACACAAAUCAUGCGCUGUCUUAUGACCAGGCAAAACGGGUGCCUAGAUGGGUGAUUGAACAUAUUUCAAAACAGAAGACACUGGGCGAUGCAGACCGAAGGCACUGUAAAUUCAGACCAGAUCCCAACAUCCCUCUGAUGUUUAGUGCUGCCAAUGAAGACUACCUGGGGAGUGGGUGGUCACGAGGACACAUGGCACCAGCGGGAGAUAACAAAUUUUCAACAAGAGCUAUGGCUGAAACAUUUUACCUGUCUAACAUCGUGCCUCAGAAUUAUGAAAACAAUGCUGGGUUUUGGAACAGAAUGGAAAUGUAUUGUCGGGAAUUGACUGAGAGAUUUGAGGAUGUUUGGGUAGUUUCUGGACCUCUGACCUUGCCCCAAACAAAUGAUGAUGGAAAGAAGAGCGUUACUUAUCAGGUAAUUGGAAAGGAUGAUGUAGCUGUACCAUCCCACCUCUACAAGGUGAUCCUGGCCAGACGGAGCAGAACGUCAGCAGAGCCCUUGGUACUGGGGGCUUUUGUGGUGCCAAACGAUCCCAUAGGCUUCAGCCACCAGCUGACUGACUUCCAAGUAAAUAUUGAAGACCUGGAAAAAAUGUCAGGUUUAGUUUUCUUCCCCCAGGUGGACAAAACCAAAGAGGUUAAAAACAUCUGUGAGGUGGAUACCUGUAAACUGAUGGGCUUCAAGGAAUUCACGUUGUACAUCACUGCUCGGAAGGUGCAGAGUGCCCGUACCUUGCACCGGCUGGAGAAAGCCAUGUCAGAGCUACAGGAGGCAGGAAUUGAGCCUGAUGAGUAUCUUCUAAAGCUUUACAAGAAGAAGGAAGAAGAGCUACUGCAGGAAAAACAAGGAGCAGCUAGAGAGGGGAAAGCUGGCUAAGUACGUGUUCAGGAAGAUGUUUGGGGUUUUGUACUUUGAAAGGAGAACUGAAGGCAAACACGAAGACAAGGGCUCCUUGAAUCAUCCUUUUUUUGAAUUGUGAAAACAAUAAAGAAAUAUUUGGAAGCUGAUGGGUUUGGAAUAAUGUUCAUUCUUGUGUAACGUGAUGCACACACGUGGUUUGCUGCAGUACUUAGAUAUGGGAAGUGUAAACAACCCCUUUCUGGACCUCCAGGAAAGGCUUUGUGCUAUUUUCCAACUGAGACGUCAGACUUGGGGUUUGUAUGGAAUCCCUUCUAGGAAUAUCACAAAAAUAGACAGUAGACACCUUGGGAGUACAACUGGAACGUGUUUAAAUGUAAUUCCACCUGCAAAUUUCUCUCACAGAAAUGCUGUAAAAGCAAUGGUACUUUCUGGAAUUUUUUGAAAAUUAAAUUAAUUUAGAAAUAGUUCAUUUAACUCUCUUUUAUCAGAGACCUGUAAGACGUAAUCUGGAUUAUUUAUGGUCUUCACUUAGUUGUGUUCAUCAAAACCUCUCCUGACCUUGUGUGCUUUGGAUACUUCAGCAUGUCAGUAGCUGUCAACUGGUGUCAUUUGCAGCAAACUUCUCCCAUUUGUGUAUAGUUCUGCAAUUUUUUGUGAAAAACCCGAUAGAACUAGAGUUUACACAAGAUGCUACCAGUGUAGAUUGGGUCUUCAUGAAUUAUUGUAAGCUUAAUGUUUCAUUUUCACCUCCAAGUUUGGAUAAAUGUGUUUUCUUGCCUAUUGUUUGAUUUGAGAGGUGAGCACUGCCUGGUUUUUGGUUGUGGUAGUCACUCACUGGCUUUUUUCCCAGCACCUGUCUUUGGAGUAUAAGCUGUGCAACAAAACUUGUCUGUGAAAGCAGAAGAUUGACUGAAAAUACAUUUCCAGUUCCGUUUCAGAAGCAACUGAUGUUGCUCAGAUUGAAUGAAACUGCUUGGGAGAUUUAAUGAAUUUUUUUUUCAUUCCUUUUGUGCUUAAUUUGGGUAACUCAUUGUUACUUGUAUCCUCUGACAUUUUACAUUUGGAAAGAAAGAGUAAAAACUUGA